UAGUUUGUUGCGUUUACAAAACAGUAACAGACAUAAAAUAUAACAGUGACGAAAUUUCAGUAAGGCAAUGAAGGACAUCGUAGCCACGUGGCUCACCGACUCUUGGCGCCAUACUAAAUCAUUUGUGUCCGCUGCUCUGCUGUUAUUGUUUGUUUUUUUUUUUUUUAAACAAAAAGACAAAAGUCAUUUCUAAGACACAAUUUCACAAACACGAAGAAGACGCACUGCUGUUACCACGUUCCUUUCAAUUUUUGCCAACAAGAAUUAAACUCUUAAUCCAGAAGCCAUUGAAUUCUCUCUGUAUCGAUCACUCCUAGCCCGAACCCUAAUCCCAAAAUCCCGUCUUUCUUCCCCCCACACAAAUUUUCAACAGUUGCAGAUCAUCAUCAUCAUCAUCAUCGAUGCGGUGGGUUUGGUGGAAGAUCUGACGCCGAGCCCCCAAAAAAGAGCGAGCCUGAAAUGUUGGGAGCGAUUCAGUUGGGUGUUUUGGCGGCUUGCGUAGUGGUCCUUGUGCCGAUGGGAAUGGCUGGGUACCAUCUCAGCCGCAACAAAAUGCUCUUCUUCAGUGGGGCCCUCUUCAUCACCCUCGCCGUGGGAGUCCACCUAACGCCGUACUUCCCCUCCGUCUCCGACUUCGUCUCCACCGUAUCCUCAGUCGUCGUCAUCGACAACCGUCGCUCCUGCAUUUCUAUCCUCCACGACGUCGUUUGGGAUGUCACCCACAGCCCCAAUUUCGACCCUGUCAAUAACAACUCUGUGAAUUACGACAAGGCGUGGGGUUGGACUUCGUCUUCCCGAGUUUCCGCUUGUGGGUUCCAGAAGUUGGGUCGUUCCGACGUGUCCGAUUUGCUUAACGGAUCGUGGGUAGUUGUGGCAGGGGAUUCCCAAGCGCGGUUCGUCGCUCUUUCGUUGCUAAAUCUGAUUUUGGACUCGGAUGGAAUUGAGUCGGUUAAGAGAGAUCUGUUCAAGAGGCACAGCGAUUAUCAAAUCGUGGUGGGUGAGAUCGGGAUGAGAUUGGAUUUCAUUUGGGCUCCUUAUACUACGAAUUUGACCGAUUUGGUAGUUGGGUUCAAGCGGAAUAGGAAUUACCCAGAUGUUUUGGUGAUGGGUUCUGGGUUGUGGCACAUGCUUCACUUCACCAAUGCAUCGGAUUAUGGUGCGUCGCUACGAGAACUGAGGGACUCUGUGGUUUCUCUGUUGCCAUUUUCUCCAGAGCUGGGCAUGGACGGACCUGUGGAAGGUUCGGUACCGGUUAGAUCGCCGCACUUGUUCUGGAUUGGCAUACCAACACUGAUAAACUCGAUGCUUAAUACGGAGGCGAAGAGGGAGAGAAUGACUGAUACAAUGAGGGUUCUAUAUGAUAGGGAGCUUAGAAAAAGUAAGCUUUUGAGGCAGUCAGGUGGACCCCUUUUGAUGCUUGAUAUUGAAUCAUUGAGUUGGAAUUGCGGGGUUCGUUGUACAGUGGAUGGUAUGCAUUAUGAUGUGCCUGUGUAUGAUGCAGCAGUUCAAAUCAUGCUAAAUGCACUGCUAAUAGAAUCUCAUCAAAAACUUUGAAGGAGUUUAUUUGCUUUGUUUUUUUUUUUUUUUUGUUUUUUUUUUUUAGAUAUGUUAUGCUCUAGCUCGGAGGACAACAACAAUAUUGGUACAAGGUAUUCAGAGUUUUCGAUUCUUUUUCAGAGGUCGGAUUCUAAGCUGUUAUAUCCAUAAUUUGUUUUUCGCGUUCGUUUCCUGCUGGCUUCAGAUUAACUCAGGUGUAGAUUUUCUGUUGUAGUAGUCAUAUAUUGAAAAAAAAAUUUGUUACUUACUUCCAUACGUGUAUGAAUAUUCGAUUAUUUUUACACUUAUUGUAUUUUUAGUCAUGGAUUUAGGCAUGUUCACGUCCAAUUUUGAUGUGAGGCAAUUGAAAAGUAAUGUAUAAAUUGAAAAUACAAAUUUUAUUUUCCCUUUUCUUUACUGGUUGUUA
Ziziphus jujuba (common jujube) is the source of this 1963-nucleotide messenger RNA. Its product is annotated as protein ALTERED XYLOGLUCAN 9. Lineage: Eukaryota; Viridiplantae; Streptophyta; Magnoliopsida; Rosales; Rhamnaceae. Gene Ontology annotation, molecular function: acetyltransferase activity. The record is from RefSeq and is a predicted model, not a curated record. Bases 460 to 1554 code for a protein of 364 amino acids. The transcript has a single exon. Gene Ontology annotation, cellular component: Golgi apparatus. Gene Ontology annotation, biological process: carbohydrate metabolic process.